Perca fluviatilis (European perch) is the source of this 4555-nucleotide messenger RNA. It is a transcript of the gene sgsm3, whose product is annotated as small G protein signaling modulator 3. The record is from RefSeq and is a predicted model, not a curated record. NCBI's taxonomy places the organism in Eukaryota, Metazoa, Chordata, Actinopteri, Perciformes, Percidae. Bases 328 to 2592 code for a protein of 754 amino acids. Gene Ontology annotation, molecular function: protein binding. The transcript has 22 exons.
UGGAAAGGGAAAACCAAUGGGAAAAACCUUAAAGGGUGUAAGGAUACGACGUGGCUGCACGUCGCUAGCAGGUGCACAACGCAGGGAAAUCACAAAUACGAGGCGAAUGAUGGCAUAUUCCCCUUUCGAACGAUAGGAGACACGUUCGCGACAAACCAUAACCUUGUGCUUUUGCUAGAAUAAUGUCACGCAGGAUGUUACUCUUUGUUUUACUUGCAGCAGGGUGUUGACCAGUGUGUGCAAACACAGAGUGGGUGCUAUCUUCUGACCUUUCUCCAGAGUGACUGUGAUAUUUGCAUAUAGAAGCCAUCCACUAUUACCAACAAAAUGUCAGGUACCUACACACCAGCCCCUGGUGGGCCGUUCUCUGCUCUCACCCCAAGCAUGUGGCCCCAGGACAUUUUGGCCAAGUACCAUCAAAAAGAGCCCUCAGAACAGCCUGAACUCCAAUAUGAUGAGUUUGGCUUCAAAAUGGACACUGAAGACCAUGGAAAGCCCAGGUCCUGGCUGGGCGCUGAAGGUUCACCCCAGCGUGAAGACCCCCAGCAGCGAUUGCGCUGGCAAGCCCACCUGGAGUUCACCCACAACCACGCGGUGGGUGACCUGACCUGGGAGCUCAUUGAUCCCGUCCUCCCACGCUCGGAGCGGCUGCGUUCCCUGGUGCUAGGUGGCAUACCUCACAGCAUGAGGCCACAGCUAUGGAUGCGUCUGGCUGGAGCACUGCAGAAGAAGAGGACUUCUGAGAUUUCUUACAGAGAAAUCAUUAAGAACAGUUCCAACGAUGACACCAGCGCAUCUAAACAGAUAGAGAAGGACCUAUUGCGGACUAUGCCGACCAAUGCGUGUUUCUGUAGUCUGACCAGCGUUGGAGUGCCGAGGCUGAGACGGGUACUGAGAGGCCUAGCCUGGCUCUACCCAGACAUCGGGUACUGUCAGGGCACUGGCAUGGUGGUUUCCUGUCUGCUGCUCUUUCUCGAGGAGGAGGAUGUGCUAUGGAUGAUGUGCGCACUGAUCGAAGACCUCCUUCCUCCAUCCUACUUCUCCUCCACUCUGUUGGGCGUCCAAACGGACCAGAGGGUUCUUCGCCAGCUCAUUGUUCAGUACCUCCCAGCCCUCGACCGUCUUCUGCAGGAGCAUGACAUAGAGAUGUCGCUGAUCACACUGCAUUGGUUCCUGACAUCAUUUGCCAGUGUGGUGGACAUCCGUCUGCUCCUUAGGAUCUGGGACCUGCUCUUCUACCAGGGCUCAUUGGUGCUCUUCCAGGUCACGCUGGGCAUGCUCAAGAUCAAGGAGGAGGAGCUCGUAUCAUCAGAGAACUCUGCGUCCAUUUUUAAUACAUUGUCGGACUUGCCAAGCCAGCUGAGAGAUGGCCCUGCAGUUCUCGGGGAGGCUAUGAGACUAGCAGGGACACUAUCCCAGGAAACACUGGAAGCCCACCGGCACAAGCACCUGGCCUAUAUAUUAAAUGAACAGACGCAGCUCAACAAUGGGAACACAACACUCAACACCAAUCUCAACAAGGUGGUGAGGAGACAGUCCCUGCGCAGGAAGUCCACCCUGAGCUCCCUGCUGUUUGGGGAGGAUGAGGCAGAGGCCCUAAAAUCCAAGAACAUUAAGCAGACAGAGUUGGUGGCAGCCUUGCGAGAGGCCAUAUCCCGCACUGCAGAGCACUUCCACUGUCUGGACCCACGUCACUCCAGCACUGACCUGACUCCUGACUACUCCAUGGAGAGCCACCAGCGAGAUCAUGAAAACUUUCUUGUGGUUUCUCGAAACCGACGGAGACGGGCAAAGGCUUUGCUGGACUUUGAGCGUCAUGACGACGAUGAACUGGGCUUCAGGAAGAAUGACAUAAUCACUAUCAUCUCACAGAAGGAUGAACACUGUUGGGUUGGAGAGCUCAAUGGCCUUAGAGGGUGGUUUCCAGCUAAGUUUGUGGAGAUCCUAGAUGAAAGAAGCAAAGAGUACUCGUUAGCAGGGGAUGACUCUGUGACCGAGGCAGUGACAGACGUGGCCAGGGGCACACUGUGUCCGGCCCUAAAGGCCAUCUUUCAGCACGGUCUCAAGAAGUCAUCUAUACUGGGAGGGCCUUGCCACCCUUGGUUAUUUAUAGAAGAGGCGGCCAGUAGAGAGGUAGAGAGGGACUUCAACUCUGUCUACUCCAGACUGGUGCUGUGUAAAACCUACAGGCUAGAUGAAGACGGGAAAGUACUAACACCAGAGGAGCUGCUAUACAGAGCGGUGCAGUCAGUCAACAUGAGCCACGAUACAGCACACGCUCAGAUGGAUGUCAAAUUUAGGUCACUUGUCUGCGUCGGCCUAAAUGAGCAGGUGCUGCACCUGUGGUUGGAGGUGUUGUGCUCCAGCAUGGCUGCUGUAGAGAAAUGGUAUCAUCCAUGGUCAUUCCUUCGCAGUCCUGGAUGGGUACAGAUAAAGUGUGAGCUCAGGGUCCUAUCAAAGUUCGCCUUCAGCCUCUCCCAAGACUGUGAACUACCUGACAAGAAAGAGGAGAAGGAGCAGAGACCACUGAAAGAGGGAGUGCAGGAUAUGUUGGUGAAACAUCAUCUCUUCAGCUGGGACAUUGAUGGCUAGACGCACAGCAAAACAUGGCUGAAUCCUACUCUUUCCUGCGUGUUUGUGUAUAUUUGAUGUCUCUUUACAUGUUUCUUACGGACGGUCAAUUAUAAAUUAGACUGCGUCGUCUGCUACAGUAAACGACUACUUCACAGACUAUCUGUCACGUCGCCUUUCAGCAUUGGACAAAGGUUGACCAGUUUGUAUAUGUGCUGAAGCAUGUGUGCAUUAAGGUGCAUAUGUUGUUUUAAUUCAGCCCCACUACAUGGUGUAAACUACAUAUACUAGUAAACCCUCUUCAGUACAGAAUAGUCUGUACCCAUGGGACUGGAGCGCUCAGCGCGUCCAAACAGUUAAGUAUUUCUUCAGCACUCAAUGCUCUGGCCAUUCAGCUUUUCCUAGCUAACGGAGUGCAUGUGUAUGUGCAGGAGUGAGACAUUCGCUCAAUUGUCUCACGUCAGCUGUGUUUGUAAAAUACACCAGCACGUCAUCACCAAGACAGACCCUGGGCCUUUUAACAUGGUCCGAAAUGCCACAUUACCCUGUAAAUUCCCAAAUAUUAAGACCAAAACGCAACAUUCCUAAACACGGAGCUGUGAAGUUACAAACUCUUUUUUGAGAGGAAUGCUUACGUACCUCACUGUCAUGAAUUCCACAAAAUAUUUCAUUAAAUACUAAUGUUGCACAUGCCAAGUAAAGCCUUUUCAAAAUUGUAAUACAAGACUAUGGGUAUGUGUGCUACCUUAACAGUGGUAGUGAACUGUCUCCACUUGUAUGACAAUAAAGAUAAAUACUUUUUUUGUGUUACAAUAUAAAGUAACAUUUAGUUACAUAUAACUUGUAAUGUUUUUGUAUAUAAAGUAAACCUAUUUUGCUUGUGACUAAAUGUACCCUUGUAGGUUAAAACAAUUCAACAUAGAACUCUAUCAUUCUUACUCUUAUUUCCAAACCGACCUUUAGUUCUGACUUAAAGCUGCACAUACAUCAGAAAACGGGGAAUUAUCUGUUUUAUUUAUUCAAAUUUUGACCAUUCUUGAUAAUGGUAGACUGUAAAGUAAUGGACUCGAGCAGGUUGAUAUGAUAAUUCAAGUUUUGAGAUUUUUUUUUUUUUUUGUUCAUCAAAAAUAUACUUUUUUUUUUUUUUCUAGUUUUUGGAUACUUUGCUGAUAACAAAGAUUUUGUUGUAUUGGUUUUUAUUCCUGCCAAGCUUAUUGGGUCUUGCAGAUGAUGCGCUUGAUAUUUUUUUGAAUUCUAGUGUUCUAACUGUAACUUCCCCGUGUGCAGACAUUUCACAAUUGUAGCUAUUUCAGCCUGUGUAAAUCACAUGAUAUUGAUUAUCAAACCUUUACAAUCAAAAACACAAGAAUACUCUGCUGUCCGGUGUCUACUCAAAGACGAUCCAGCCCGCUGUUGCCACUUUCUAUCUGUAACACAUGGAACUGAUACGACUACACACCACUCCUAAGCUUAAAUGAGUUGCAGUGCGUUGGAGAAAAAGAACAUGAUAAACAUUGAAAACCCCAUCUGUUUUCCUGUUAAAUUAUUCCAAGUUAAAAAAUAUAUAUUUUUUGCUCUACCAAAUGCAUAGUAUUAAGAUGUUUGUCAUUUGAGAAAAGCUCACAUAGAAAAAUAAACGCUGUUUAAAAGUUCAGUAAAGCCUGUUUAUUAAUGGUCAGUUUUCUUAGCUGCAAAGUGUUUAAAAUGUCACAACAUGUUAACCGCAACAGGCCAUAACGCAUGGGGUACUAGAGUUACGAGUAGCACUGCAAUUACUGCAUGUCUUAUAAUCAUCAUGAGCAACUUUGAGUGACAAGAUUAUGUGUUGUAUUUGUUUGUACUGACACUAUUUGUAUAAGGAUUGUAACAUGGCCGACACUGCUAGAUACUGCUGAAUCUAAGCAUGCAAGUGAGAGUAGGUUGAACAAUCGAUGACCAUCAGUGAACCUUCUGCAUAUAUGCCAAAUAAAUAACUUGACAAUUA